UAUGGAUAUUUCAAUCAUUUAUAGAAAAAUAGCGUUUGCAAUAUAUACAUGUGUCAACUUUAUUGAGUAGUCGCAAAGAAUCUUCAAGACGUUUGGUAGACCUCAUGACCCAAGAUCUUUGUCAUACACGAAAUAAUGUCUAGCGUCACCACGAAUAUCCAUUCUACGGAAAGAAGAAUGUGCAAAAAAAAAAAAAAAAAAUAGAUGUUGUCCUUGGGGGCGUGAAAGUGGGCGAGUUCGUGUCCUAGCACUCGCAGUAUCCACCAGGAACACGAGGUGCUACUAGCCCCCAACCACAGUCAGCUGAUCUCCAUCCAGCCCGAGACUAGCGUUUCUGCUUGUUUGUGCGAAUGAAUUACACGAACUACGCACGCUUAAAUAGCUUUCCCAAAGGCAACAGCGUCCCUGGUUCCGGGUGGGCAGGCCAACGAUAGGAGAGGCGGCCGCUGAGGAGGCUGCGCGACUGGCUCCCGCGCCCUACGAGAACGCUGAACCUUAGAAGCAAAUUAUACAAGACAGAGGCAGGAAACAUCUAUGAACCAUGGAGACUUAUGUGAGGAAGAGCCAUGUCACGUGGUCAAGGGAACUUCAGCUACACAGCCGUCCCGUCGCCCUCUGAGAGCCUGUGUGGGAAGCUCAUUCACCAGACUUCGGACAGUGUGUCAGAGACCUUGACAGAUAUGUUGAGUACAGAUGAAUCAAAUAGUGGCAUGUCGUCAGCAGACCUCAACGCGUGGGAUCCUGACGCCGCCAGAUUGCUGAAGGUGGUGGAUAACGAAUCUCUGGAAGGCCUUAAAGCUCUGUUGGUUGCAGGCGUGCAUAUCAAUGGCCAUGGAGGCUCGUUCCACGAAACAGCCCUUCACCGUGCGGCACAGUUACGGUGGACAGCCGGACUUAGUUACCUGCUAUCGGCAGGGGCAUCGGUGUAUGCCAAAAAUCAGUUUGGACAGACGCCCCUGCACUACGCAGCGGCGUCGCAGUCAACCGCAUGCAUUAAACUGCUUCUCUCCUCCGGGCGGCCUGGAGUCGUGGAUCACCGGGACAUGCGAGGACACACGCCUCUGCACGAUGCCAGUGCGUCAGGGUGCGUUGAGGCUGUUGCAGUCUUGCUCAAGGCAGGGGCUCUGGUGCGCGCCAAGGAUGGGAACGGAGAAACGCCGCUUCACAAGGCAGCGAAGGCACGCUCGAUUCCCUCGAUGGUGGCGCUCCUCAAUGCAGGAGCCGAUCUAGCAGCCGUUGAUGACAAUGGUGAAAGCGUGCUGUCAUAUAUCCUGCAUCAUCUCCCGGGCACCAUGGAUGCGGUCUUUGACCACUGCCUGGUCACAAAUUCCCCCAAAACUAAUACAAAGACUUUAGAAGUGUCUCUGAACUUUUUGCCUCUUACCUGUUCAUUCGAGAAGAAUCAGGUACAAAACCUACAGUCAUUUGUGGACAUGGGUCAGGCAAAACUCCUGAGCCAUCCUCUUUGCGAAACCUUUCUUCUUCUGAAGUGGAUGAAUGUUCGGAGAUUAUUUUUAAUAGAAGUUGUCUUUUAUUUUAUUUAUGCAGUGCUGACCACCAUUCUGACCUUCAACAAAUUCGUGUGGACUACCAGUCACACUAACGUUAGCGCCCUCGUAGAGAAGCGAGGCGAGGAGUGGAAGGAGUGGGGCGAGUCUCACGUGCAGGGCGCGUGGGGGCUCUCAGCCAUCCCAGAUGAAGCAGACCAGGUUCUCAAAGUUUUCGUGAUAUGUCAGACAGUGUUAAUCCUCCUACAACAACUGUUAUCCCUCAUGCAGAAUAAGCUAGCAUGGUUCCGAUCACUUUCUGGCAUCCUCCAUGUGAUGAUAACUCUUCUCGUUCUCCUGGUCGUGUCUGUUUCGGUGCCCAAGGAGUGGCAACACCAUCUGGCCACGUGGAUGCUCCUGUUGAUGUGGACCGAAUGCAUGGUGCUUAUCGGACGAUUUCCAAACUGUGGCAUAUAUGUCGUCAUGUUUACCCGAGUGGCCAAGGUCUUUGUUCGUAUAUUUGCUAUAUACUUUUGCCUCCUUCUGGCAUUUUCGUCAGCGUUCUAUGUUGCGCUCCAUUAUGCCAAGGACCCUAACUCAGGAAACAAUGAGAACCAGGUAUUCACCAACCCAGUCUUAACAUUCACCAAGACACUUACCAUGAUGAUCGGUGAACUAGACUUUCAAGACGAUUUUGUGGUUGGAUUAUCACACUUAGUUGCAACUGGACAUAUAAUAUUUCUGUUCUUUGUCAUCCUCGUCUCCAUCAUCCUCUCCAACCUUCUGGUGGCUCUUGCUGUCAAUGACGUCCAGGGUUUAAGGAACUCGGCUCAUCUGGAGAGGCUUAUAAAGCAAACAGAGCUGGUCUUUCAGAUGGAAAAGAACUUCUCCACAGCGUCAUACCUCGGGUCUCACAUCAAGAUUCCCAAAUUGCGAGAAAUGCUGACAAAGGUUUCCUAUAUAUGCAAACAUGAUUGCUACAACUCACGUGCUUUUGUUCUUCCGAACCACCCAAAAAAGGCAAACAGACUUUACAUGGUGGAGAAUAAGAAAUGCGUAGACGUAGCACUGCCAUCUUUUCUGAAAACCAACAUCCUCGAUUGCCUCAGAGCUCGAGAGACCGAGUCUGCCGACAGCAAGGGCAGCGUCCGUGCCAGGAAAGGCAGCAGGAUUCGCCGAGGAGAGUACCACCGCAACGAGCAGCAAGACCUGAAGGUCACCAUCAAGGAGCUCGAGGCCAACAUGGCUGAAAUUAUGAGUGAAAAGGUCGACGAGAUAACAGAGACAUACGGCAAUCUUACUAAGAGGAUAACGACUCUUGAGGAAAGUCUGGAGAAUUUAAUUAAUCUGUUGCGCAAAAACACAAAUGAUGAAAAUCCAAACCCUAGUCAGACUGAAUAACUGAUGUAGACAGUUUUAUUUAUGCUAUAUUUUAAAAAAUUGAGGUAUUUAGUGCCAAGGGGCUGUAAUAUUACCUACAGUAUUUUCAACGUUAUAUACGAUUCUGUUGUCAUGGAGAAAACGUGUAUGUGUAUUUAUAGAACAGUGGAGUAUUUAUUCUCUGUGAUACCUUUUGGAACUGUGCCUCUUAUAGGAUCAUAUGUUUCCUGUAAAUCAAGUCCAUAGGUUGUGGUGAUUCCUGUGAUCAUUAUGCAGUUGUAACUAAAUGAUCACUUCCAGAGUUGUAUAGAGCUUAUGAUAAUGCUUGAGGGCCGGUUUCUUAUUAAUCUCCGGUUGAGAUAGCGGUAAUUAAUCUGUGAUAAGUUUUUAAAGGUAUUUUUUAUAUUUUUAAAGUCAUUCUUCCCUUUCCAUAAUAUUCUCAUGAGAUUAUAAAGCUGAAAGUGAUAUCUAAGUAUAAUUUAGAAACUAAAUGUGUACUGUCAUUGUGAGAAGUUUUAUAUUAUAAUGCUGUAUAUGAUAACAUUACCUGGAAUAGUAGGUAAUAUUUGAGUAUAAGAAUUUACUGUGUAGACUUCGGGCGUUGUUACAUUUAGGAGAUAGCUAUAUUAAUCUAAGAUAGUGUCAGUGGAAUCGUUGGGUAUUUUAAUUUUAGCUCUAACUUAGAAUCAACACCUAAUUAUAUGAAGAAGGUCGCCAACAGUCUCAGUGCUAAAUAUGUUAAGAUUAAUGUUUUUUUUUAACCAUCUUGUAGUUUUAACCUUUGGAAUAACACUUGUAUAAAACCAACUUUGUUAAGUAUUUAAUUCCUGUAUUUGCUUUUACAGUUAGUGGACAACAUAUACCUGUACAGUACUGUGUCUUUAACAAUAAGUUUUACCAUAUCACCUUGGCCUCCUACUUCAUUUUGUAGUCAUGAAAGUCAGGAUAUCACUACUUUUGUCGUUGGUUAGACCUUUGGUAAGCUUAAGGAGAAAACUCUGUCAUAUCGAUAACAAGGGCUUAUGCAAUUGGUUAUGAAACACAAAAUAUGUACAGCUCAAGCAGGGUCCUCAGUCCAUGAAAUAUAUAAAAAUAACAGAUUCUCAAGAUUUAGUCAAGGCCUGCAAUUGCAUCUCGAGAUGUGAAUUUUUACCAAGUAUGAUACGUAUGCUAUUUUGUAAUGUGUUAUGGAUUGCAAGGUUCAAAAAUUGUGAAAUGACAUAUCCUGUAUAAGUAUGGUUUAACUUGUAAUACUAUUCGGCUAAGUUGAUGUAGGUUUGGACAUUCAUGUAUCUGGCUUCUAUUUAUACUCACUACACUGAUACUUCUGCAGAUUAUAGAAGUCAGAUGAUGUUGCUUGACUUGAAAACGGUGAACGUCAAGGACCGAAACGAGACUUUGGGUCCCGGUGCCCGAAAAUGUAUAUUACAAAAUAAUAAUGUAACCCAACAUAUCUUCACGUUGCAAAGUUCUUACAAUUAGUCAAUGAAAUAUAGAUGAAUAUUGAUUCUUAUUGUUACUCAUUGGCAUAAAGUAAAAAUAAGACAUGUGUUUAAACCUUUUUAAAGGUUAUGUAGAAACAUCUGUAAUAGUUCCGAUGGAGCAAGGAGACGUUUUUAUUAUAUUGUACCUGACUUAAGUGGGGACCCUUUUUCAACAGAACAGUGUAGUGCAUUGCAAUAUAAGUGUAACUAUAGAUAACUGAUUAUUACUACAGCUACUUAGUAGAAAUGACAAAAAUAUUUGGAUAUAAGAUAGGUGCAAUCCAACAUCGCCAAUCAUGCUUUCCUGUUUCUCUGCAUCCAUUUCUGAUUUUUCCAAUCCUCAGGGCUUAUAUUCUCAAUAGGAAGAAGAGGUGCCGGUGUGAUCACCCUGUGGCUAGACCAAGGACAGUGGUCAGUGAAGUCUUCAGUGAAAUGUUCAGUGCAUUAUCCACAGUGUGGAACAAGGCAAAACACAGGAACUACAAAAUAAAAGUUGUCUGUUCGAGUUUGUAGGAAAAAUUACCGAGCAGCGUAAAGAGAUUAGACAAGCUUCAGAAUUCCACAGGAAUCACAAGCAGCAAUAUGGAAGUCUAUAUGCUAACAUUAAACAAUAAAUUAAAAGAGCAAAAGCUAUCAAGAGUAUAAUGAAUAUUGUAAAAUGAUUUGAUGCAUGAAUAUGCACCUGAGAAUAUUUUGAGUGGAGGAUAAUAUAAUUCACACAUGAUGAUAUUAUAAUCCUGUGUAAUAUUGCUAUAUUGCUCUUAAAAAAAACCAAUGCAGGGACGAUAGCUCUAAGAACAAUAAAAUCUUUCUUAUAGAAAUAAAUUAAGUUCAUCUGUGUCACUUAGCUGCUUGCGUAAUAAUGAUGGUGCGACUGAAUGGAUGUUUUGAAUCAAGUCUCUUGGUAAAUGGCCUUGGACAGUUGUUAGAACACCAUACUCCUUCCUUCUUUAUAAAAUUACGUUACUGUUAAUUGAUGAUGUUUUUUCCAUUCUCUUCCUGAAAUCUGGCCAGUAUAUGUUGCACUGAAAUUAGAAUGUCACGACAGCAGAAUGUAUUACACCCAUUUCUAGGGAAAAUGUAUCAUCCCUUCUAUAAAAAAAAAAAAAAUGUAAAAUGGACACAAACGUUCACAAUUUAUAUAUAUAUAUUGUGUUGUGCAUGAUUGGUAUAUAAUCUGUAGGACUGUUAUUUGUUCUGUUGAAUUGUUGUGUAGGACAUACCGUCAUGCUUUAUGUGGAUCCACCAUAUAAAAUGAUUCUCUGUUAAUUGUUAUUGUAAAUAUUGUUCUCUGUAUCAUUUUUAGUAAAUCGUUAUAUAAGUUGUAACAUUAAAUUUAAAUGUGAUA
Messenger RNA from Penaeus chinensis, 5699 nucleotides. RefSeq names its product transient receptor potential channel pyrexia-like. The record is from RefSeq and is a predicted model, not a curated record. Gene Ontology annotation, cellular component: membrane. Lineage: Eukaryota; Metazoa; Arthropoda; Malacostraca; Decapoda; Penaeidae. The transcript has 7 exons. Gene Ontology annotation, molecular function: protein binding; monoatomic ion channel activity. The coding region runs from base 567 to 2888 and encodes 773 amino acids. Gene Ontology annotation, biological process: monoatomic ion transport; transmembrane transport.